This is a messenger RNA of Homalodisca vitripennis (glassy-winged sharpshooter), 567 nucleotides long. Its product is annotated as AN1-type zinc finger protein 5-like. NCBI's taxonomy places the organism in Eukaryota, Metazoa, Arthropoda, Insecta, Hemiptera, Cicadellidae. The transcript has 3 exons. Gene Ontology annotation, molecular function: zinc ion binding. Bases 170 to 502 code for a protein of 110 amino acids. The record is from RefSeq and is a predicted model, not a curated record.
ACAAAGUAAAUCUUAAUCUUCCUCGUACAACACGUACUCCCACAUUUCAGUGUAAAAUCUACAACCGGCGACAACGGACUUGAUUAUGACCAGGAAAAGAAGACACAGCAAGAUAUCAAAACCCAAAGUUAGUACAUAACAUAAACACUAGCACUUCCCAUGAGCCACAAUGCAAGAGGAGAGCCAGGAUGAUAUCAAAGAUGCAGAGGGUGAGUCCCCGGGGUGCAGUACCAGCGGACCCUCAGAGGAGACCAAAGAGAGGACCGAGAGCCAGGAAAGGAAAGACGACCAAGGUGCCAAAAAGAUGAAGAAGAACCGGUGCGCCAUCUGCCGCAAGAAAGUUGGCCUAACUGGUUUCGAGUGUCGCUGCGGGGGUCUGUACUGCGCUGCCCAUCGUUACUCUGAGCGGCACGACUGCACCUUCGACUACCGGACCCUAGGGGCGGAGGAGAUCCGCAAGAACAACCCUGUCGUAGUCGCAGAGAAGAUUCGGAAGAUAUGAGCACCCCGCCAUCGGUCAUCCUCACUUUGAACUAAUAAAACCCCGAAUUUUAAUUUGAAUUUAAA